AUGGCCUACGUUGAUUCGUUAUUGUCAAAAUGCACUUGUUUCUCCAAACUCAAACAACUCCAUGCCCAUCUUAUUAUCACAGGCAAUUUUCAAUUCUACACUUGCCGCGCCAAAUUCUUGGAUUUCUGCGCCGUCUCUUCCGCCGGAAACCUCCCUUACGCCACCCAUAUCUUCCGCCACAUCACUUCCCCAUACAAGAAUGAAUGGAACGCCAUUAUUCGCGGCCUUGCCCAAAGCCACAACCCCAUUGAUGCUCUCACUUUUUAUGUCUCAAUGUCUCGUUCCCUUUGUAAGCCUGAUGCUCUCACCUGCUCUUUCACUCUCAAAGCCUGUGCCCGUGCAUUGGCCCGUUCCGAAACCCCACAACUUCAUGCCCAUGUGAUUCGAUUUGGGUUUGCUGCAGAUGUCCUGUUGCGUACCACUUUACUGGAUGCGUACUCGAAAUGUGGUGAUUUGGAUUAUGCAUACAAGGUGUUUGAUGAAAUGGGUGUUAGAGAUAUUGCGAUUUGGAAUGCGUUAAUUGCUGGGUUAGCUCAAGGGAAUCGACCCACUGAAGCUUUGUUGCUUUUUAAGAAAAUGAGAGAGGAGAAUAUGGAACCAAAUGAGGUUACUGUGCUUGGUGCUCUCGCUGCUUGUUCGCAGUUGGGGGCGAAUAAAGAAGGGGAACUUGUUCACGAGCAUAUCAAAAGUAAGAAUCUUGAUUGCAAAGUGAUUGUUUGUAAUGCAGUUAUUGAUAUGUAUGCAAAAUGUGGUCUUGUUGGAAGAGCUUAUGAAGUGUUCAAUGAGAUGAAAUGCUUGAGGACUCGUGUCACGUGGAAUACAAUGAUUAUGGCACUCGCGAUGUAUGGAGAUGGAGAGCAAGCACUUGAGCUUUUUGAAAGAAUGAGCCAAGCUGGGAUUGACCCAGAUAGUGUGAGUUACUUAGCUGCAAUCUGUGCUUGUAACCAUGCAGGAAUGGUGGAGGAGGGAAUGAAAUUGUUUGAUGACAUGGAUAGAUGUGGAGUGAGUAAGAAUGUAAAGCACUAUGGUAGUAUGGUGGACUUGUUGGGAAGAGCUGGGCGGUUGGAUGAAGCUUAUAAAAUUGUUCAGUCAAUGUCUACGGUUCCUGAUGUAGUUUUAUGGCAAACUCUCUUAGGGGCUUCCAAGACUUAUAGUAAUGUGGAAAUGGCAGAGAUAGCAUCCAAGAAGCUCGUUGAAAUGGGAUCAAAUCAUUGUGGGGAUUUCGUGUUGCUAUCCAAUCUUUAUGCAGCACAAGGGAGGUGGCAUGAUGUGAGAAGAGUAAGGGAAGCCAUGAAAGGUCAGGAUGUAAAGAAGGUACCAGGCUUUAGCUAUAUUGAAGUUGGUGGAACGAUAUACAAAUUUAUGAAUGGUGAUAAGAACCAUCCAAAAUGGAAUGAGAUUUACUGGAAGCUUGAUGAGGUUUCAUUAAGGAUUAGGGAAUACGGGUAUGUGGCAGAAACUAAUUAUGUGUUUCAUGAUAUUGGACCGGAGGAGAAGGAGAAUGCACUGUGUUAUCAUAGUGAGAAACUGGCAGUAGCUUUUGGUUUGAUUAGUACACCUGAUAGAACUUGUAUAAGUGUGAAUAAGAAUCUUAGAAUAUGUGGGGAUUGUCAUGUUGUGAUUAAGCUCAUAUCAAAGAUAUAUGAGCGGGAGAUUAUUGUGAGGGACAGGACUCGUUUUCACAGAUUCAAAGAUGGAGCUUGUUCUUGCAAAGAAUAUUGGUGAGGUUGAUCUAGGUCUGUGUAAAAAGCACAUUUUUGAAAAGGGCUCAACUUUUGCACGAAAUGCUUCCUGAGUUUGAGAGAUGGGGGAGAAUGGAAGUAUUUAGUAUGCAGCAUUACUUGGCAUUUCAGCUGAGAGACUGUAGAAGUCGCGGUCUAC
This is a messenger RNA of Solanum verrucosum, 1881 nucleotides long. RefSeq names its product pentatricopeptide repeat-containing protein At1g34160. The record is from RefSeq and is a predicted model, not a curated record. Gene Ontology annotation, molecular function: RNA binding; protein binding; zinc ion binding. Lineage: Eukaryota; Viridiplantae; Streptophyta; Magnoliopsida; Solanales; Solanaceae. The transcript has a single exon. The coding region runs from base 1 to 1725 and encodes 574 amino acids. Gene Ontology annotation, biological process: RNA modification.